UGUCCCGCGUUCACUCAUCAAUCGAAGGCCCAAACCCCAAUUUCCUAGACGCAUGCGUAUCCAGAGAAUCUCUCUCUCUCCCUCUCCCCAAUGUCUGAAUCUGAUCAUCAUCAGCAAGAGCCAAAGAUCAACUUCUGGGGCGAUACGCCAGAAGACGAGUACUACAAUCUCAAAGGCGUAAUCGGUUCGAAUUCCUUCUUCAAUUCUCCCAGAGGUCUCAACCUCUUCACUCGAUCAUGGCUUCCGAUCUCAGACCCACCACGAGCUCUCAUCUUCAUGGUCCAUGGCUAUGGCAAUGACGUCAGCUGGACAUUCCAAGCCACUGCGAUCUUCCUCGCCCAGAUGGGUUUCGCUUGUUUCGCUCUCGACCUCGAAGGCCAUGGCAGAUCCGACGGCGUCCGCGGCUACGUCCCUUCCAUCGACGCCGUCAUCGGAGACUGCGUCUCGUUCUUCGAUUCGAUCAAGCGAGACCCCAAGUUCCAGGGCUUGCCUCGGUUCCUGCACGGAGAAUCGAUGGGCGGUGCGAUGUGUCUCCUGAUACAUUUCGCCGACACGUUAGGGUUUGAAGGCGCUGUUUUGGUCGCGCCCAUGUGUAAGAUCUCCGACAAGGUGAGACCCAGAUGGCCGAUUGAUCAGAUCCUGAUUCUGAUGUCCAGAUUCUUGCCCACUUGGGCGAUUGUACCGACGGAGGAUCUGUUGGAGAAAUCGAUCAAAGUGGAGGAAAAGAAGCCGAUCGCUGCGAAGAAUCCGAUGAGAUACAGGGGGAAACCAAGGCUUGGAACAGUCAUGGAGCUUCUUAGGGUUACAGAUUACUUGGGGGAAAAGUUAAAGGAUGUGAGCAUUCCCUUCAUCGUGUUACAUGGAAGUGCAGAUGUUGUGACUGACCCUGAAGUGAGCAGAGCAUUGUACGAGGAGGCCAAGAGCAAAGACAAGACAUUGAAGAUCUACGAGGGGAUGCUGCAUUCGAUGCUGUUCGGUGAACCAGACGAGAACAUUGCCAUCGUCCGAAACGAUAUUGUGGGUUGGUUGAAUGACAGAUGCGGAAACGGAGCACAGGUUUGAUGGUUUGUAAUAUGAUCUCGAUCAAAAAGUUCCAUGCUUUUUUAGUUCUAGAUAUAUGAAAUCAGCCAACCACAUUUGUAAAUUUAUCAACCAUAUAUUGUCUUGUUGGAUGAUUGUCGUUUGCAUUUGUUAAGCCUCAAAAAGUUUUGAUUUGCA
Messenger RNA from Tarenaya hassleriana, 1218 nucleotides. Its product is annotated as caffeoylshikimate esterase. Bases 91 to 1062 code for a protein of 323 amino acids. The transcript has a single exon. NCBI's taxonomy places the organism in Eukaryota, Viridiplantae, Streptophyta, Magnoliopsida, Brassicales, Cleomaceae. Gene Ontology annotation, cellular component: membrane. Gene Ontology annotation, molecular function: lipase activity. The record is from RefSeq and is a predicted model, not a curated record.